AUGGGGCAGGAUCAAUAUAACGUUGUUCUAAUCUUUGAUAGCGGGAGUGCUGUCUGCAGGAGGUUUUUGGAGAUCCCGGCCGCGACGAGAGCCUUUGUAUUUGAGCUGCUGGGCUUUAAGCAUGAUGUUGAGUUGGAAGACGACGUCGACGAGCAGCAGCGAUCGCUGCCGCCACGUAGGACAAGGGGCCGGCGCAUUGUCAUCGAAGAGGACAGUGAUUUUGAAAACGACGCGUUUGGGAUCGAGGAGGAUGAUGAUGAGGAAGAGGAGUUUGGGAUUGAAGAGAGGAGGGGAAAUGGGGGAGGAGAGGAGAUGGAUGUUGUUGGGAAAGCGUUGAGGAAGUGCGCGAGGAUUUCGGCGGAACUGAGGAAGGAAUUGUACGGAUCGUCUUCGGCGACGACGGAGAGGUACGCGGAGGUGGAGGCUUCUUCGGCGGCGAGGAUAGUCACUCAGGAGGAUGUGAAUGCGGCCUGCAUGAGCGAGGAUUCAGAGUUUGAGCCUUUGCUGAAGCCUUAUCAGCUUGUUGGAGUUAAUUUUUUGCUGCUGUUGUAUAGGAAAAACAUCGGUGGAGCCAUCUUGGCGGAUGAAAUGGGGCUUGGCAAAACAGUACAGGCCGUGACAUAUUUAACCCUUCUUAAACACUUGGACAAUGACUCAGGUCCUCAUCUGAUUGUUUGCCCAGCUUCAGUAUUAGAGAAUUGGGAAAGAGAAUUAAAAAAAUGGUGUCCAUCAUUUUCUGUCAUCUUAUUUCAUGGAGCUGGAAGAAACAUGUACUCAAAGGAAUUGAGCUCCCUAGGCAAAGCUGGCCUGCCUCCUCCGUUCAAUGUGCUGCUAGUUUGCUACUCACUUUUUGAGAGGCGCAGUGGACAGCAAAAAGAUGAUCGUAAGGUGUUGAAGCGGUGGCAAUGGGGCUCUGUGCUAAUGGAUGAAGCGCAUGUGAUGAAGGACAAAAAUAGCUACCGUUGGAAAAAUUUGAUGUCUGUUGCUAAAAAUGCAAGGCAACGCCUGAUGUUGACUGGGACGCCACUUCAAAAUGAUUUGCAUGAAUUGUGGUCGCUGUUGGAAUUUAUGAUGCCUGAUAUUUUUGCAACUGGGGAUAUUGAUCUGAAAAAAGUACUGAAUGCAGAAGAUAGUGAUUUGAUUCAACGGAUAAAAUCCAUUCUCGGUCCAUUCAUUUUGAGGCGAUUGAAAUCAGAUGUUAUGCAGCAACUGGUUCCUAAAAUUCAGAAUGUUCGAUAUGUUGUGAUGGGCAGAGAACAAUCUGAGGUGUAUAGGGAUGCCAUAGAGGAAUACCGUGCAGCCUCUAAAGCUCGUUUGGAAAAAUCCUCAACUGGAUUGUCUGGCAAUGCUGUCAAGUUUCUUCCUAAACGUCAGAUAUCCAACUAUUUUACGCAGUUUCGUAAGAUUGCAAAUCAUCCGUUACUGGUGAGGCAAAUCUACACUGAUAAGGAUGUUGUUCGCAUUGGUAAAAUGUUGUAUCCAAAAGGCGCAUUUGGAUUUGAGUGUACAGUAGAAAAGGCAAUCCAAGAGCUUAAAACGUACAAUGAUUUCUCAAUUCACCGGCUACUAGUUUUAUACGGUGACACGGGUGUAAAAGGAGCUCGAGCUCUCACAGAUGACCAUGUUCUGGGGUCGGCAAAAUGUCAGGCUUUAGCUGAGCUAUUGCCUCUUUUAAGCAACAGCGGUCACAGAGUUCUAAUAUUUAGCCAGUGGACCCAAAUGCUUGAUAUUCUUGAGUGGACACUGGAGGUCAUAGGUGUUACAUACAAACGCCUUGAUGGCAGUACUCAAGUAACGGAGAGGCAAACAAUAGUUGAUACCUUCAACAAUGAUCCUUCUAUCAUGGCAUGCUUGCUUUCAACAAGAGCUGGAGGGCAGGGUCUGAACUUGAUAGGAGCUGACACAGUCAUCAUACAUGAUAUGGAUUUUAACCCUCAGAUGGAUCGGCAGGCUGAAGACCGUUGUCAUCGUAUAGGUCAAAAUAAACCCGUUACGAUCUAUAGGCUUGUAACCAAAGACACCGUAGAUGAGAACAUAUAUGAGAUCGCGAGGAGGAAGCUGGUCUUGGAUGCUGCAGUAUUGGAGUCUGGAACGGAGUUGGAUGAUAACAAUGAUGUACCAGAGAAGACUAUGGGAGAGAUCCUCUCGGCUCUUCUUCUUGUGUGAAUUACAACCUCAGUAUCCUACAGGAAGCCAUGCCGAUGGCAGUUGUUUUUUUUGACAUGAUUAUUGAGUAACUGCUGGUGAUUUAUAUAAUCUCAGCAUUCUAAAGGCAGUUGUGUUGUGGCUGCGGAUAUGCUCGAAAGAGUAGAGCUAUCUUAAAUCCAGCCAACCAGGAGCAUCACUUUCAGCUGUUUUCAUCGCGAUAGAAGCACUGGCAAUGGAGUGGCUUCAAGAUUUUGGAGGAAUGUAUUAUACUUAACUGCGGCGUACUUGCAAUAUUUCAUCGCGUAAGGUGGACGCCUUUUAUGAAUAUUUAAGUUUAAACAAAAAAAAGUAGAAUAGAAGCUGGAUACCCUUUUACAAGAAUAACAUAUGAUGUAGAGAAAAAGUCGUAAUUUUGCGGGUAUUUGCAAUUGCCUGCUGCGAGGUUUAUGAGCCUGGGCGAAAGAUGUACUCUUUUAAUGUGUUCUUGUUUGUAAUAGCUGCUGUACUGGUAACUUUGGAUAUCAUAUGAACAGCCACUGCAAAAGAGCACAUUAAAGAGAAGAAAAGUUGUUACAGCCAAGCAUUUUAUGUACAUUUUGUUCCUCUUUUAA
Messenger RNA from Asparagus officinalis (garden asparagus), 2759 nucleotides. RefSeq names its product protein CHROMATIN REMODELING 19. Gene Ontology annotation, molecular function: DNA binding; chromatin binding; ATP-dependent chromatin remodeler activity. The record is from RefSeq and is a predicted model, not a curated record. The transcript has 12 exons. Lineage: Eukaryota; Viridiplantae; Streptophyta; Magnoliopsida; Asparagales; Asparagaceae. Bases 1 to 2166 code for a protein of 721 amino acids. Gene Ontology annotation, cellular component: nucleus.